UGGCGCAUGCGCAGGGGCCUGUCCGGCUCUGGGGGACCAUGAAAGCCGUAAGGCCCAUCGACCUGGAGUGGUGCUCCCAGUUGCUCCCCUUGGCCCUAGGGAGAUUUUGGAAGCUGUGGCUUUGUGAGUUGUGGAUACUACUGUUGGGUUCCAGUUUGAACGCCAAUUUUUUGCCCCACGAGGAAGACGUAGACUUUAUCAAUGAGUAUGUGGACCUCCAUAAUAAGCUCCGCGGCAAAGUCACCCCUGGAGGGGCGAACCUGCGCUUCAUGACUUGGGAUGUAGCCCUAUCACGAACUGCAAGAGCAUGGGGGAAGAAAUGUGUGUUUGAACGUAAUAUUUACUUGGAAGAGGUACAAAUGGCCCAUCCUACAAUCAGUCCUGUUGGUGAAAAUAUGUGGGUUGGCCCUGAAAAGGAGUUUAAUGCAAGUACUGCUAUUACAAGUUGGUAUGAAGAAAGCAAAAACUAUACUUUUGUUAAUGGCAGUUGCUCUGCAGACUGUUCUCAUUAUAUUCAGCUCGUUUGGGACAGCUCUUACAAAGUUGGUUGCGCUGUGACUGCAUGUUCAACAGUUGGAACUAUUAAACAUGCUGCAAUUUUUAUAUGUAAUUAUGCACCGGGAGGAAUUGUGACUAGAAGACCUUACCAUGCAGGGAUAUUUUGUACUCAGUGUGGUGGACGUGACAGAUGCACAGAUCUUCUAUGCAGUAAUGCAGAUCGUGAUCAAGCCAUAUAUUACCAGUUUUGGUAUCCACGUUGGGAAGUGCCCCGGCCAAUUGUGUGUGAUCCACUGUGCAUGUUUGUUUUAUUAGUGAGAAUAGUAUGUUUUCUGCUAUGUGUCAUGAUUGUUUUGAUAGUACAGCCUCAUUUUCCAUAUAUCUUCUUGGAAAAACAGAUGAUAUUUACCCCUGAAGAAUCUGAAGCAGAAAAACAAAUGGAAAAGGGGGAGAUGAAAGGGGAAGAGAAAAUAGAAGAGAAGAAGGAGGCAAAAAAAGAACCGGAAAGUGAAAAGGAAGAGGAAGAAGAGAAGGAAGAGGAAGAAGAGAGGGAAGAGGAAGAAGAAGAAGAAGAAGAAGAAGAGGAAGAGGAAGAAGAGGAGGAAGAAGAAGAAUCAUCAUAGGCCAAAAGUAUAAUAUACAAGAAGCAAAAAAGAAAAAAUACACAAACCAUUAUGCAUUAUUUCUUCUCUUUCCUAUAGUUAUUCAACAAAUUUAAAUUUGAAAAACAAAAUGUGAACAAAAUAUAUGUGUUAAAUAGAAAAUACUAAGACGUACUCUUAGAUACUACAAACAGAUAAACAUAUCAUAAUAGGAGCACUAAAAAAGAUUUGAGUAGCCUAAUUAUCUGAAGACGUCACCAUGGUAUCCUAAGAAAGGAGUAAAUCUUCUAAAUCUGUUCCUACCUCUGGACUUUAAAUAUUCUUUACAGGAGUUAUAAAUUUCUCAACUAUUAAAUAAUAUUAUCUACAUAGGGUGCUUAGACCCAUUCCAAGUUCAGAACAACCAUUCAAUGAAUACUGGUUGGUUUGUUUUUAUUACUUCCAUCAGAGUUGUUUUUGGUGGUGCUGAUAUUCUCCAUGUGAUAGGAAGUUUCAUUUAUCUUUAUAAUGUGGGUUUUGGAAUGACUUAAGUAUAUCCUGUUAGAAGACAAAUUUAUUAUUUCUACUCCAUGUUCAGUAUUUCAUUAAAGACUCGCUAUAAUUUUUGUCAAGGAAUAAUAAAUGCAAAAGUUUAUAUAUGGCUGCAGUAUGGCUGCUUCCAAAUUUAUAUGAUAAAAAUAUACACAUUUUAAAUUAUUUAUUUGUAAUUAUUCAGGAUGUUUAAUAAAGGCAAUAAUUUUACAAAAUAAAUUAUCUACCAUUGUUAAUAGUAAUGAAAUGAAUAAAAUUCUUAGCAUUGCAAAACACAUCAAAUGACAUAAGCUGUCUUAUUAACUCUACUAUUUUAGUUGCAUCAAUAUUAUACUAAAAUCCUAUUCUAAAAUGAGACAAGAUUAGAAUAAUAACCAUCCCCCAAAAAACCCUGAACUGUCCUCGUGGAUUUGAGUUUCUGUAGUAUACUGGGAUUCUACUUCAUAAAACCACUUCCAACCCACUUUCACAUGAUUAUUUAAUACUCUGCAGGGCUGUUACUGCCUCCAUUUUAAAAAUGAGAAACGUGACUUGAUGCCCUGAAAUGGUUUAACCUAGGACUAACAACAAAUUAAUUUCUGAAUACUUUGAUGCAUUUAUAAGCAUAAAUUCUUUAUGUUUCUAUGCUAAUUUCCACAUUUAACUAAGUUCUAUAUCUGUAUAUCAAUUAUAAUCUUUUUUAAGGUUACUUCAGUAUAUUUUUCAGACGACUUGAUGAAGUGUGAUUGCCAUAGGCCAACGAACUCCUUGAGGGGCGGCAAUUCUCCUCCAUCCCCAGGUCAUUUGUCAAUAGCUGGAAACAUUUUUGAUUGUCAUGAGCAGGGAGGUAUUUCUGCUGUCCAGGGAGGAGAGGCCAACAUGCUGCUCAACGUCCUGCAAUUUCACGAGGCAUUCCUCCACAACAAAGAAUUUUUUAAUCCAGAUUGUCAAGAGUGCCAAAUUUGAACAAUUCUGCUAUAGACUUAUUUCUACCCUGGAAAUGUAUAAAUUGUAUAUGCUUUGAAUAUGUCAUUAUUUUUCCUUAAACUACUCUUCUGAACGUUGCUGGCCUGUCCUCUCUUCCGUCACUUUUCCAUACCCCUGUGGUUACCCUACGGCAGUCAUUUUGUUACUGU
Chinchilla lanigera (long-tailed chinchilla) is the source of this 2746-nucleotide messenger RNA. It is a transcript of the gene Glipr1l2, whose product is annotated as GLI pathogenesis-related 1 like 2. The transcript has 6 exons. Lineage: Eukaryota; Metazoa; Chordata; Mammalia; Rodentia; Chinchillidae. Bases 39 to 1121 code for a protein of 360 amino acids. The record is from RefSeq and is a predicted model, not a curated record.